AAGCCAACCCCACCUUCGCAAGCUGCUCUCUAUAGAUUUAGAUGAACACAGACAGCUUUUGAAGGUUGGCUGGGUUACUCUCGUCGUGUUAGUUCAACUUCACAACUUCCUAAUUGGCACCUUGGUUUUGGUCCUUGCUGAGAUCAGUAUUUUUUUUUUUUUCCCCUCAACCUGUUCUUCUCAAGCUCCUCUAAAUGUGUUGAGUGUGCAUUUUUAACAAGGCUGUUUGCUCUCUCUUUCUUUCUUUUCUUCUCACCCUCUCUUUCCCUCUCGCUCUGUCUCUGUCCGUCUCUCUCACCAUCCCCUCCUUCCCUUUCUCUGGGUGACCACACUCAGCGUUUUCUAUUUCCUGUGGGUGUGAUGUCUCUCCUCCACAAGCAAUCAGCUCUGAUUUGUCAGCGUUCUUCCAGGCGAUUCAUAAAAAUUCAGCAAGCACCUACAAAAGACGUCUGUGUCCCCGCGCUUGCUCCCUACCUCCGCUGCCUCUGUGCUCCAAGCCACAGUUUUCUCCCUGGGCACACACAAAAGACUUGAAAUAAUAACAAGUAAUACAUGUGUGCAAGGAAAACUGUCCUCAAUUACGACUGUUAAGAGAGUGAACUUGUCAAAUCUGUGUAGGAAGUCUAAAAUUUACCUGUCACAUUUUUGUGAAAUUAUAGGUGUGUUUUUCUAUUCCUCGCCUCUUUGUGUGUCUGUGUGACCAUGCCUCUUUGUCUCUGUGAGGUAUGACAUGCCUGGUAGUGGAAGGGAGCAGCUGUGCAUUGGACCUUGUCUGUGUUGUGCUGCCAUGCCCUGUCAUUGGUAGCCGUCUGUUGGCAGCAGCCUGUGCUGGAGGGUUGCAGCCUGAGCGCAAUCCUUCCACAGUGUCAUAUGGUGAGCUUUCACUGUGCCAAGCCAUGCCUACUAUGUUACCCUACACACAGCUGUGUGACAGAAUACACCCCCUCAACCUGGAUAAUGUGCCAUCUCUCCCUGCAUUUUCAAGAUUCCAACUGGUUUAUGAACAAUGUUGGGUCUAGGCUGCUGAGGGGAAAAUGAUAGGCUUACAUGAAAUUUGGAAGAAGCAGCCCUUUUUUUUCUACUCUGAUCCCAGUAGCUAUUAGUAGAGUACUUUCCUGUCUAUUUGUCCAUUAUCUGUGCUUCAUCAGGCAGACCAUUAUCCCAUUAUGUUUUGCAUCUGUGGUCCAAAUGCUUACUGGAAAUGAGUCACCACAAAGGCCAGUGAAAGACCAACCAGCAGUACAGGUGGACGCGGCUCUCGUGGCAUGACUACCACAAACAAGGGAAACAAGGCCUUGAAGGUGAAGCGGGAGCCAGGGGAAAAUGGCACCAGCCUGACAGAUGAUGAGCUGGUGACCAUGUCAGUGCGGGAGCUGAACCAGCAUCUACGGGGCCUGACGAAGGAGGAAAUCCUGCAGCUGAAGCAGCGGCGGCGUACCCUGAAGAACCGGGGCUAUGCUGCCAGCUGCCGGGUGAAGCGUGUCACCCAGAAAGAGGAGCUGGAGAAGCAAAAGGCUCAGCUGCAGCAGGAAGUGGACAAGCUGGCCACAGAGAAUGCCAGCAUGAAGGUGGAGCUGGACGCUCUGCGUUCAAAGUAUGAGGCCCUCCAGAGCUUUGCCAGGACUGUGGCCCGCAACCCCGUCACCUCAGCCAGGGGACCUAUGGCCUCCGUCAUAGGGCCCCUUAUCCCUGGUAAAGUAGCUGCCACCAGCGUCAUCACCAUCGUCAAAUCCAAAACGGAGGCUAGGUCGUAGUAGCAGAAAGGAUGGGAUGAAGAUUUUCAAGACUAAACUAGUCAGUGCAUUGUAACAUGGCGCAGGAUUAGCUGUGUAUAUUCUCAGUCACACCCCAUGGCACUAACACUAACAAUAUGCUUCCCCCAAUUCACUCUUGAAGUACGACUCAGCAGUCUGUACCUGUCAAAAGACAUGUUGCGCUUCAUGGGCGGCACAGGUAAUCAAGUUGUGUGAUUUAGGAGUUCACAGUUUGUUAUCAAAGAAUGGUGACACAUUGGCAAUACUGAAACAUUUCAUUCGAAAAGCCAGCUGUGGUAACAUUCAAGAUGGCAAUAUUGGGUGGCAAAAAUACAAUAGAAUAAACGUUUUUCUAAUCAUUGAAACUAAUGGUUAAUGACAUCAAGUCAGACUGUUAAUAGGUUGUUGGUUUCUGAUAAGGUACUGUAUGUGAUGCGUCUGUUCUCUUUAAGACUAAGCUCUUAAAUAUUUUCCGUCCUAAGAAUUGGUAUGUUUGAAGUCUCACAACUGAUCACAACCAGUAAACUAAUAGAUAAUAAACACCACUCCUUGCCUAUUCAACAAUAUAACAAAAGAAAGAGCCAGCACAUAUCUCACAUUGAACCCCUUUGCUUGUUAUUAUGCACUGACUGAAAUGAGGGUAAAUAACACAUGGUCACAAACUCUUGGCAUGGAUGCGACAGAUGUCUUUAAAACAGCCUGACUAACCCAAAACUAGUAAAUUUGUCCAAUUUGUGAUGUUGUUGGUCGUCUGUCAGGAAUAUAAGCAUGAAAUAAUGCUCCCAAAUCUAGCAUUUAUUUCUGUUUAUGCAUCUGUGACAGGCUUUAAUGAACUUGUCAUUAUCAAUAUGACUGGUAGAUGCAAUAAUAUAUGUAUGCACUGAAAAUACAAAGAGGUCUUGCAUAUUUAUGGUAAGUGGAAACGUUAAAAAUGAUCAGCUGUUCUUAAUGAUAUUGUUCCAGAGCUGAGUGCCAUUCCAAUAUGACAAGAUUCUUCUACAAUAUCUGAAAACCUGAAUGUUAUUACAGUAAUAUCCUCGUGUUUUGAGGGGACAGUGUAAUCCACAAACAUUUUGAAACAUAAUUUUUGCUCAUAGAGAAAAUAUGUUGAAGUUGUUUUGUUUAAAAGAUAUAUAUUGCAUUUUUUGUAAUUACUUGUUGACAGGGCCGUCAGAUAUUUCCAAAAGAAAAUCUUUACACAAGCUUUACUGUUUGAAUUGUUAAGGUGUAGAAAACUUUGUCUAAUGUUGAGUUCUUGGUUUUUAUUACUAGGUAGAUUACCUUCCAUUGUUUAUAGAAAUACAGAAAAAGAAAACAGGAAAAAAAAAAAAUCCCGUGACAUCUUUUUUGCAAUUGUACCGAAAGUGGCUUACUAUUGAAGUCUGAUAGCUUUUUCUAGUGACUAGGCGCGUACUGUGGGGUAGCGCGUGAUGUGAUGUGUAAGUGACAAGUUGGCAGUGUCGUUCACUGUAUAGAUGUCAAUGCUGUGCUAUUUAAAACAAAUCUGUAGAGCUAAACUAGGUGGUGUAAACAAGGUCAAUUGUCUUUGUGCGUAUUGGCAUCUGUGAUAUCCUCCGCUUCCUUGGUGUUAGUUACAAAUCAUAUUGUCAUUAAGAGUUUACCACAUUGAGCCAUGUAAGACAGAAUUGGGUGAAAUGGCGUUUGGGUAUUCAAAAAGCUGCGUUUUACUGAACACGAAUUUAAAAGACUUUUACUUUUUCUUUGAAGCUCAAAGUGAUACUGUCAUUGCAGAACCUGAAUAAUGGUUGCACCUGGUGCUGGAUGCCCUCUAAAUACAUCCUCUGUAACCUGAAAGUAAAUGACUUCAUUAUUGGGAAGAUUUCAUUAUCAUAUUCAUUCCAGACACUUAAUUGGUCUGAAUUAGAUCACAGGAAUAGAAAUGAAUAACCCUUCAAAUGUCGCUUUUGACAGACUAAAUGAAACAUGAGGUUAACUGAACAUUUUUAACAGUUUAGAUUUUUGUGGGUUUUUUUUUUUUUUUUUUUUUCAAAAUAUCUUACAGUUUCCCAAGACUGUAAGAUUGCAUCAAUGAACUUAAAGGGUAACCGCCAAAUGGUGCAGCAUCAUGUGAAUUUUACCCGCUGUCUUCAGAUGGUCAGAUUAAAAGCGGUAGGGUCUGGCUGAGGGUUUGUAUGCACUAAGCUCCAGCUUGUUUUGCUCAGGACAAAACAGGUCACUCUAAAAAUGAACAAACCAUUCUAGAUGAGAGGCAGGGAUGGCAGCUCUCUUCAUUUUAUUGUUUUCUUUUUUAUAAUAAGCAUGUCAUAAAAGGGCUUCAAUCCACACUCGGAAAGAGAUACAGCACGACCACGUAGAAUUACAAUCAACAACGGCUGCCAGCAGCGCUUCCUCUGUGCCAAGUGUCGCAUCACUCUUCUAGUCCUCUAAAAGGAAUUUAACAGUGAAGCAGUUUUACACCUCAAGGUGAAAGUAGUUGUGUGAUGACAUUAACAGAAUGCACUUCAUCCAGAUCUCCUGCUGGUCAGAAUGUCUUAUAGUGUCGGCAAGGUGUUAAUCGACAGUCACUCUUAAAACUACGCCUCAGCAAAACUCCAUGCCAGGGACCUGGGUGCUGGUUAUUACUGUCUGUGCGCAAGUAUCCUAUCCUCACUUUGUCAACAUGCUUAGCUAUCUACAUUGACUGCUUAACUGUGGGAAAAUAUAUAUCUGACUCUUGACAUAGCCCAGUAUUGAUGUUGGCGUCCUUAUUGCUGUGGCAGUCUUGUGGAGUGAAUCUUUUUUCGUGUCAAGUGUCUUUAAGGUGUUCGAGUGGCACCGUCGACCAAUCUCUCAAUCUCCGCUAGAGAUGAUGACUCUCUCUUUCUCACACAUACAGGUGUAUAGUAUGUAGCUACAGUAGGUAUUAAUGACCAUUGUGAAAAAGUGACCCUUAAUAUGCAACUCAGUGGAAAGGUGUGAAAGAGUAGAUGUAAGAGUAAUCAAUAUUGUCAAAGUGACUAUGGUCUGUUAUUUAAUAAUAAUUGUUGUUUUUGUAGUUUUUUUUUUUUUUUUUUUUUUGUAAAACAUGUUUUCUUUUGCCCACAGAUUUUGCAUCCCUAAAUGGAAGAGCAACUGGCCCUUGUUUAUAGUAGCUGACAUGUAAACUAUAAUAGUGUACAAUGUUGGAAAGAAGUCAUGAGACAGUUGCACUCAAGCCUUACUCACUAAUUAUUUUGGUCUUAAAUUAGCUGAAUUACCAGAUCUAUAAAAGGGAUUUUGAUAUCUGACUGAAAGCUAUUACUAUUAAAUAAAUGUUAGAGUUUGUGCACUGAGUGAUGCUACAAUAGCUUCUGUCACAAGGGCCACUUGCAAUAUCUUUUUUUUUUUUUUUUCUUUUUGUCGGUAUGCCUGUGUUCGUGUGAGUGUUUGUACGAUUGAGGUUCCUCUGCUGCUACACCAGUCAUUAAUGCUCGUUGUUUGCUGUAGCAUCAUCCACAGCAUUUCUGCUCUCAUUAUGUGUUGAGUGUGUUUGAAAUUGAUCUUACACUGUAAUUUGUUCUGCAGAUUUAAUUUUUAAUUAGUUAUAGCUUUUUUUUUUUCUUGUUUGUUGUUUUUGUUGUUGUUUUUACAGGCAACAUGUUAGAGAGAAUAAAUAACAGCACUUGUGUGGCAGUUGAAUUUAAUAGCUCUCAAGACAUUGGCUUUUUUCAUGAAAUUAUGCUUUGUAAACAGUUGACUGUGCAGUUUUUUUCCCUCUUACUCCAUGGAGUGGGUCUGUGUUUCAAAGGUAUAAAAAUCUGACUAAAGCGAGUAAUACAAAGUUAAUAAUCUGUUUUUGUUAUUUUUCUGUAUGGGUUGUAAUAAAAUAUUGCAGUACUUUGUAUGAAAACAGACAAUAGUUAAUUAUAACUAUUUAUAAAUUAAAUUAUUGUACUUUUUGCAAUCUGUAGAUAAGUACUAUGUAUUCAUAUAUACAGUAACAACUGUGGAUUUAAACGUGAUUCUCUGAGGUGUCUAAGUUAUUGAUGUAUAUAUUGUAUGUUUGUUGAUACAGCUUACUUUAUUUUCUAUAAGACCAAUAAAAUGUUUUGAAAAAGGCU
This is a messenger RNA of Thunnus maccoyii (southern bluefin tuna), 5815 nucleotides long. Its product is annotated as transcription factor MafG. The record is from RefSeq and is a predicted model, not a curated record. Lineage: Eukaryota; Metazoa; Chordata; Actinopteri; Scombriformes; Scombridae. The transcript has 3 exons. Gene Ontology annotation, biological process: regulation of epidermal cell differentiation; regulation of transcription by RNA polymerase II. Gene Ontology annotation, molecular function: DNA-binding transcription factor activity, RNA polymerase II-specific; RNA polymerase II cis-regulatory region sequence-specific DNA binding. Bases 1266 to 1754 code for a protein of 162 amino acids. Gene Ontology annotation, cellular component: nucleus.